Messenger RNA from Schistosoma guineensis, 9036 nucleotides. The record is from the annotation of a GenBank genome assembly. Lineage: Eukaryota; Metazoa; Platyhelminthes; Trematoda; Strigeidida; Schistosomatidae.
AUGCAUCCUUGUUAUAAUUCCUCGUCUAUGUUGUCUCCACCUACUGUCACUACUUUUCAUUCAUCACAGUCAUUAAGUUCACCAUCCCAAUCAGCAUAUCAUCAGUCCUCAACACAUGAUAUGUCCAAACCAAAUUCAAAUGAGCAGUAUAACUUGGCUCAUAGUCGACAUCAUCUUUAUCAAAAUGUGAUUCUUCCUAGCCCAUCUAUACAACGUUUUCCUAAUUCAUCAAGCAAUCACUUUACCCACUAUUCGCAAUCCCAUAUCCGAACAACUACUUCAUAUCCUUCUUAUGACUGUUAUCGGAACAAUUCUACACAUUCUCAACCGAAUAUUAGUAGUGGUUUGCCUAUUAUGGGCUAUCCAAUUGCACUCAAUUCUACAAAAAAUUAUGUUGUAUAUGAGACCAAAAAUGGUCCAACUCAGUCAAUAAUGAAUAAUACUGAUGAAACAUUACAAUAUACUAAUCCUUCUGUAAUAAUGAAUAUUCAGUCACAAAUUCCACAUUCCCAAUAUCGUGAAGUCAGUAGUCAACCUUCUAGGCGUCCUCGGCCACCGCCACCACCUCCACCGCCUCGUAGUGGCAGUUGGAUCGGUAAAAUAUCAGCUUCAGCACCUACAAUAAAUGAUAAUACAACGAGCCGACCAUGUAUUCAGUAUGAUCAUGAACCACCAUCUUCAUGCACUGAAAUCAAAGUGAACACAUUCUCUGAUAACCCCACUACUACUCAGUAUAUGAACCAACAAUCAUGUAUUAGUCAAACGUUCCAUACUAGUCCUUAUAACAAUACACAUUCAUCAGUUCCAAAUGGUUCCGUUGGAUUAAAUUCAUACUCGAACUUUAAUAUAAAAAAUCAAUCAUCUAUUGAUACCAACUAUUCAAUUGAUAAUUCUCAUACUGAUAUACCAAUUUCAAAACGUUCUAUACAACAAGAACAUCAACAUAGAAGACAACAACAAUCACAUCAACAAUAUCAAAAUCAAUCUAUCAGAAUAUCAUCAUCAUCAUCAUCAUCAUCUAAUGGUGAUAGUUAUCAACCAUUGACAUCGACGAUCAAUUCUUUGAUGAAUAAUACAAAUAAUAAUUCCAAUGAACAACGACAACAGCAAAAUUGUCAAUAUUCAUCAAAACAAUCAUUUAUAAAUAACAAUAAUAAUAGUCGUAAAGAAGUAAUUAAAGCAUUACUUAACUUAUUAAUAUGGCAUCAUCCAGAAACUAAAUUUACCGAAAAUAUGAAUCCAUCAGAAAUUCAUACAUUUCACAUAUUCCUAUUGAAUUGGUUAACUAAAACAGAUUGUUUACAAACUAUUCCAAUGAAUAUAAAUACAAAUAUGUAUGUGGCACAAUUUUCCCGUCGAAUAUUAACACAUUUAAUAAGAAUAUUAUAUAGUGAUACAGUGUAUGAAGAAGAAACUACAAUAGAUGAUGGUCAGACAAUUAAAGAUACUGAAGAUGAAGAAGAUACAAUGAAUGUAUUGACUAAUGAAAAAGAAGAUGAUGGUAUUAAUAAUAAUUCUAAUCUUAAUGAAUUUAAUCAGUCUUUGGGUUAUUCAUAUGGAAAGAACAACUGGACAAAAAUCGAUGAUAACACAUCAAAGAAAACUUCCUGUUUAACAAACUAUACAAAUACGUCGAUUAACAAUGCUGACAAUAGUAGUCUUAUUAGUAAUAGCAAUAAUUUCAGUAAAAUUAAUUUAACUGAUUCCAAGAUUCUACCACCGAAUACAUCUUUGAUGGAAUUGAAAGCUGCUGCUCUGGAGGCAAUUCAAAAACUUGCUCCAUUAUGUCAACCAGAUUCAAAAUUAUAUGGAAGAGAUAUGGGAAUUAUUCAAUUGUUAACUUCCAUUCAUAGUUACAGUUUAAAUUUAAGCGAACGUAUCGCGCAGACGAAUAAUAAUAAUAAUAUCAAUACUGGUGAUAACGUUACUAAUAAUAAUGAAACCAUAGGGAACACAAUGAUCAGUAGAAUAUGUAAUAAUAAUAAUAAUACAAUGUUGAAUAUAGAGUCAUGUACUGUUUGUCCAGUUGCUGAAGUUGCUGCCUUAGUUCGUUUAUCAUUUGAUUCAAUGCAUCGAAAUGCUAUUUGUGAAUUAGGUGGAGUUCAUGCUUUAAUUUCUUUAUUACGUAUAGAACAAAUGAUGUGGUCAGAGUAUAUGAAUUCAUAUAAUAAUGAUACUAAUAGUAAUAAUAAUACUAACAAUAAAACAGUAUUACUAUUAUCAUCAACAUCAUCAUCAUUUAUACAUAAUCAAAACUUUGUCACAUUACUAGAGAAUAGUUUAGCAUUGAGACGAUAUAUAUGCAUGGCUUUAACAAAUUUAACUUAUGCUGCACCAGAGAAUAAAGCAUUUAUUUGUAGACGUUUAGCUAAUUUGGAAGCAUUAUUAGCUCAAUUAGAAACAGGAAAUGAAGAAUUGAAACAGGUAUCAGCCAGUGUAUUACGCAAUCUCAGUUGGCGUACAGAUAGUAGAAGUAAAGCUUCACUUCGUCGUGUCUGCGCUGCGAAACGUUUAACUAUAGCUGCUAUGAGUGCACAGCGAGAAAGUACUUUACGAACUACACUUAGUGCACUAUGGAAUCUUAGCGCUCAUUGUUCUCAGAACAAGCGAGCUGUAUGCAGUGUGGACGGUGUAUUUGCAUUUCUUCUAAGAAUGUUACGUCUUCAAAACCCUUCGCAAAAUCUGGUAAUUAUUGAAAAUAGUGGUGGUAUUUUACGUAAUAUAUCCACAAUUAUCGCUUCUCAUGAUGAUUAUCGGUCUAUACUUCAUCAAAAUAAUGGUUAUCCAAUCCUAUUGGAACUAUUGCGUAAUCCACCAAGUUUAACAGUUGUAGUAAAUGUAUGCGGAACAUUAUGGAAUUUAACAUGUUCUUCCAUCAAUAAUGUAAACACCAUUCCAACUAGUAAUGGCAACAACAGUAACACUACUAAUAAUAAUAGUAUCACCAAUAGUUAUAAUGAUCGUUUGCUUCUUUUACACUUAGGUGCAUUAGAUUUAAUACAACAGCUAACUCAGUCCAAACAUGAUUUAAUACGUACUAGUUCACUGGCUGUCUAUCGUAAUCUAAUACAGACAGAUAAAUCUGCUAAUCAGAAUCAUUUGAUUCCACCAAUAUGUAAUUCAGAUCAAGUUAAUUCACAAGAAAAUCAACUCAGUGAGUCAUCAUCGCCGGUAACAACUAGUAUGACCAUAAAUUCUCAUGAUCAUUUGGUAAGUAAUGAAAUAAAUGCAUGCAGUACUACUGAUGGUCGUAGUAGUGGUAGUGAUACAUCCUAUAAUGUCAAUAAUUCAGCACAGACAAAUGGAGAACAACAGCAACCAACAUGUAAACGUCGUGUAUCAUCAAGAACAUCUAGACUUCGUUUUGGUCUAUUAUCUGUAGUAUUUGAAGCAGAAAGUGACGAUGAACUAGACGAUGAUGUCGAUGAUGAUGUGGAUGAAACGGAAGAUGAUGAAGUAGAGGUGGAAAAUGAAGUUGAAGGUCAGACUUCUGAACAAAAUCACUGUAUUAAUGAAUACAAUGAACAAAUUGAAUAUGAGCCAAAUAGCAACCUAUGCUUAUAUUAUCGAGGUGGAAUACCUAUCAGUGACCAUUCUAACUAUCGAGAUAUCGCUGUGAAAACAUCAAGUAAUCGAAAUUCAGAAAGCUUAUGUGAUUCUCAACUUAUGUUGCCUGAAUCGACCAAUCAUCAACAUCAUUUACCAAAUUGGUACGAUGAAAUAAAUUGUCAUGGACAUCAUCAUGAUAAUCGUCGUGGUAAUACGGUCGUUGAUGCAGCAGCAAAUGAUGAACAAACAUGUGUUUAUGCUGAAGAAGGUACACCUUUUCCAUCGAAUUCAGCAACUGCAUCAUCUUUGGAGUUGAAUAGAUCUGAUGAACAGUUCUUAAUGAAUAAAGCAAAUACUAAUUUCAAUACUGUUAAUGAUGUACAUAUAAAUCAUAAUAAUAGUAAUGAUAACGAUACAAUACAUCGUAAUGUUCCAAUAUUGAUCUAUCGAAAUGACCCAAUUCCUCAUGUUUAUGCUAUUGAGGGUACACCAUCGAACUGUGAUAGUAACUUAAGUCAUGAGGAUAGUAUAAAUGGCAGUGAAGUUCAUUUGAAUACAAUUGGAUUCAAUCGCCCCCAAAAAAUGAAUUUUCUACCUCAUUCCGAUAUUGUGAAUGAACAGGAGGAUAAUGCCUACCUGCCCUCACCACCAGAAGAUAUCUCGAAUCUUGUCUCUCCAUUAACAUCAAUGAAUUUAGAAGUAGAAAGUGAUCAAUGUGUAACUUGUCAUUUCCCUAUGCCACCUCCACCAGCAUCUUUUCCAAUAGUUCGUAAAGAAUCUGAACUGACUGAUAGACAAAGUGAAUUAUUCUCUUCUAAACAAACACCGUUGGUAUUCUCACGUGGUACAUCAUCAUGUAUAUCUUCGUUGGACUUGGAAGUUCCAUUUAACGGAUAUCAAUCAUCACCGGAAAGUGAAUAUUCUAGUCAACAAAAAAGUAGUAAUAGCAGAGAGAGAAUAAGUUGUGAAUUAAUGUCAAUUAAUCGUAAUGAUGAAGAUAACGGUAGUAGUAGUAGUAGUAGUAAAGGUAGUAAAAGAGAAAGUCAUUUCAGAAAUAUAAAUCAUAGUCAAAAUUGUGAUGGCGCAUUAUAUGAGACAGAUAGUUGUCCUGAUGAGGAAGAUGUUCGAUUGCCUUUCGCUGAAGAAGGUACACCCCCACCUCCAAAAGAUGAUACAGAAAAUUUGAAUACUUUGUAUUUUCAUCAUUCACAUUCUUACAACCAAUCUGAUAUGAACAGUAAUUUGAACAAUGAUUGUGAAGUGAAUGAUGUUGUUGAUGAUGAUGAUGAUGAUGACGAAGACGACGACAAUAAUGACAAUAAUACCCAUUCACAAAUACUACAACAAUGUAUAGCAUCUGCAAUGCCAUCAAAUAUUCCUUUUAAUGUAUUAACAGGACAUAAAUCAUCGAAUAUAAAUUUCACUAACUCACCAUCAACAAGUAUUCUUUACAAUGAACUAGAAGAUUCUUUAAAAACAUUCGCUGUAGAAGAUACACCAUUUGGGACUUCAACGAAAACUAGUUCAUUAAACGAUUUAAUCAUAACAGAACAUAAACCAUUAGAAGUCGAAGAAGAAUGUGAGGAAGGUAACGAAUUAGUGGUUGAUAGUGAAUUAAAUUCCAAUUCACCAUCAUCAUUCAAUAUACAAAUAUCUAAUCAUCACACAAUAAAGCAUGCUUCAAAUAAUUUAAUCAAACAAUGUCAUACAGAAAAUGUUGCUGUCAGUCACGGUGAUGGUAGUUCAUCAACAUCAAGCUCUUUGAAUUGUGAUAAUUCAUCAGAUUUAUUAUCUGAAGUAAUACAAUCCGCUAUGCCAAAAUCUGGUCAAAUUAGAUUAUCUAAUUUUUGUUCAGUAAUUGAUCAAUCAUCGUCAAAUGAUGAUGAUUGUUUGCAAAUGUAUGCCGUUGAAGGUACUCCAUGUGCUGUUGUUAAUGAGAACUUAUUGUAUUCAUUCAGCAUUAUUACAACAACAACAACGGAUGCAAUAUUAAUGACUUGUAAUAUGUCUUUAACUCUUGCAUCACCAUCAUCAUUAUCAACUGUUCCAUGUCAACAAUCGAAUACAACUCCUCCGAUUCCACCACUUCGUACAACAUCUGCAUUAACUAGUAUUGCAGAUCCAUUUACUCAAGUUUCUGGUUUAACAAGACCACGUGCAACAGUUGCACCAAUGUUACAAAGUAAAUGUCAUUCAUUAAAUUCACCGAUUGUUUCUCGUUCUCAAAAUAUAUCAGAACAAUCGUCGAAAUCGUGUUUAAAUCAGAAUGAAAGUGGACAACAGAAUAAUGAUAGUAUACUUUUACCGAAUUCAUCAAUACCAUCGUCAUCAUCAUCUCCGUUUCAGUAUACCGUUGGUGACAAAGACGACGUUAGUUCUUUUUCUUCACUACUCAGUAUUGAAUCAGUUGGCAUGGAACAUUCGUUAUUACAAGAAUGUAUAUCAUCAGCGAUGCCACGUCCAAAAUCAAUAUCGAUGCUUCGUAAACAGCAACAUUGUCAACAGAAAAAACAAACGUGUCAACAGUCAACAUCUUCAAUAUCAUCAUCAUUGUCGUCGUCGUCGUCUUCAUCGUCAUCGUCAUCAUCACAGCAGCAACAACCAUCAGUAUCACCGUCAUUAAAGUUGGACUCGACGGUGCAUGAAUCUACAAAUCCCUUUGAAAACAAUAAUAUUAGUAAUAAUAAUAGUAGCAAUAACAAUAAUGAUAAUGUGGAUUAUUGUAAAUCACGUAAACAUGAAGAGGCGAUUAAUCAUUGUCAUACGUCAUUGUCAUCGUCGUCAUCAUUACCGUUAUCUAAAAUACAUCCGUAUAGAGAAUUAUCUGUUUACAAAGUACCGACAACUUUAUCAUGUACAUCAUCAAAUCCCAGAGCUCAAUAUUCACAAGAUGGUAGUAGUAGUAGUAGUAAUAGUAGUAGUAUUAGAAGUAGAAUUAGUAGUAGUAGUAGUAGUAGUCGUAAUAUUAGCAAUAUCUCUCUGAAAAAGUCUAAAAUACCUGGUCAUAAUUUGAAUAAUACUACUGUUGCAAAGUCGAGUAAUAAUAAUAUCACUGCACAAUCUUUUAAUAAGGGCGCUGGUACAAUACAUUUUUUAGAUCAUGGCUCCGACGAUGCACAACAACAUCAACAAGAAAUUUCGUAUCUGAAUGUGAAUCCAGCGAUAAUGAAUAAUACAAUAACACUUAAACAUAAUCAUGCAUCUACCGGAGCGCCUAUCACUUCUGCUACGAGCACCACUGUUGUCACUGUGAAUUGCAGUAGCAACAAUAAGAUUAGUAGUAUUAUCACUUAUAAUCAGAUGAAGCAAAUUCAAAUGACAAACAAAGUUAAUUGUGCAUCAUUCGGAGCAGACAUCACAAAAGCUGCAAAUCACAAUAAUUCGAAAUUAUCCUUAAAAUGUAGUAACAAUAAUAGUAAUAGUAAUAGUACUGAAGAUGUAUAUCAACAUUAUGAACCCCGUCGUAUUACAUCAACUUCCAACAAAAGUUCAUUACCGUUAAACAAAGCAAAAUCUGGUUUACGAGCACCGUCGUCCAUCGUAUCUAAAUCAUAUGUUGCAAUGAACAACAAUAAUUAUUCAAUAAACAAACAAGAUAUUGAUAUCAUUGAUGUACUUGAUGCUAACGAUAUCAGUGAAAUACUUCAACAAGGCGCCAAAACUGUUGUUUCAGAUCUAAUGAAAUCAUUAAAUGAUGUCAAUGAAAAGCAACAUGAUUCUAAUAACCAACUAGUUACUGAUAUCGCUAUUACUACUGAUAGUAAUGAUAAUAAUAACUCUCAAUCAGUUAGUAAUGCUUCCAGUUUAGAACUUUUACCAAAAUUCACCGACUUGGAACAGUCUAUUCCAUUCGAUAAUGAUGAUGAUGAUGAUGAUGAUGAUGAUGAUAAUAAUACAAAGGCUAAUAAUAAUAAGUCCAAUAAAAUGAUUGUAACUAAAUCAGUGGAAUCGAGUAAUUGUUCACCAUCUCCUACAUGUGUUACUAAUCAAAUAUCAAAUAAAUCAUCUUCUACAUCUAAUAUACAAUCAGUGAAGUAUUAUCAUCCACAUCAAUUGUCAAAUAAUAAAUUAAACAAUUCAAAAUUCACUAACCAUACUACUACUACUACUACUACUAAUAAUAAUAAUAAUAAUAAUAAUGUUUAUGGAUUAGAAAAGACUGUAGUGUCACCUAUUUCAAAUCAAUUCUCUUUAAAUAAAUCAACCAGUAUUAUGAAUAAUCAAAAUGACAAUGGUAACAAGAAAAACAAUCCAAAUAUUCGAAAUAAAAUUCAAUCUAACCUUGUGAAUCACACAAGCUCCUCGAUCAGCAGUGGUAAUACCGUUUACAAAUACAAGAAGAAUGUUAUUCAUCCUACUACAACAAUGAACAAUAUGCAUAAAACUACAAAUAAUCCGUAUAAUAAAAAUACUGCCAAAAAUUCCACUAAACGUGUUAUCAAACAACAGCAACAACAUCAUCGUAUUGCAAUGACAGAACCACCGUCUGUACAAGGUCAUUCUUUAGCCAGUAGUCGUUCAGUAUCUGCUGCAAGUUCAAUAUCUAAUUUGAAGUCGGUUAACACAUUAAAUAAUGAAUCUAAUAUUCAACCUCCACGUAGUAGUAAUAUUCCCAAAGCUACUAGUAUUCAACAAAUAUCUGUGGAGUCGGUCUAUGCAGCUCUUGUUAAACAGGAUAAGUCAUUGAUGAAUCAACACUCAUCAAAUCGCACAACUAAUACAACAAAAAACAAUAAUACUCAUAAACUUGCCAGUAAAACUCCAAAUACUGGGUUAUAUGCAAAAAAUACAUCUAGUCAUCGGUCAUUGAAUACAGUUGGCCGUUCGAAUCAUCCUUCUGAACGUCUUACCUCAGUUGAAGAAGGAAUACCAUUAACAACAAAAUUGCAACAGUCUAAACAUAAUUAUUCACUUCAUGACUCUAAUGAUUGCAUACCUAAUGCUUUGUCCUGUGGAAAUUCCACUGUUGCUUCAGACACUAAAACACCUGAUGGUACACUGUCAGCAACAACGGAAUUAUUUGGAUCUGGUACAAUUUCAAAAAAUGACAAUAACACACAAGCAUCAGAUGUUCCUAAACCUAUUCGUGGUGGACGAAAAUCUUUAAUAGGCCGAAAAAUCAGUCCAUCAACUGUGAAUGUGAUGAAUAUGUCGAAUAAUGGAAUACCUGUUGCUGUGAAACCAAUAUCAGCUGUUAAACCAACACCACAUUCUCUGUUGAAUAAUAAUAAUAAUGACAAUAAAUUAAAAAAAUCAGCCACUGAAUCCUCAGUUGAAUCGGAUAUUAUUAAUAAUGAUGAAGUGAAAUCAUCAAAACACAAUAAUGAUUAUACAAAGUGUGAAUAUGAACAAAAUUACCGUAAUUACGAUAAACCUAUUCCAGGUAAUAAUGAUGAUGAUGAUAUUAAUGAAAAAUUGACAAAUACACCUCCUGGAAUGUGGAUCGUUCGUGAAGAUCUAGACGUAGUUAUUGGUGAUUUUCACUAG